Oncorhynchus nerka (sockeye salmon) is the source of this 7966-nucleotide messenger RNA. RefSeq names its product glutamine and serine rich 1 (gene qser1). Lineage: Eukaryota; Metazoa; Chordata; Actinopteri; Salmoniformes; Salmonidae. Bases 500 to 5557 code for a protein of 1685 amino acids. The record is from RefSeq and is a predicted model, not a curated record. The transcript has 13 exons.
CUGCAAAUAUGAUUUCUUACAUAAUUAUGUGACCGUGCAAAGGUUAAAAAGUCUGUGCAAAGGUCGUGUUAAAAAUAUAUGAUCAGUGAUAUGACUGACUAUUGAUGUCAUUUCAGACAGGUAAAAACAUUUCACAGAAAGAAAUAUUGCUCCAUUAUUAUACUGAAGGAAAAUUAUGAGAAAGAACUCUACCAACUCAAGCAGGGUUGGCGGUGCAUCAUGGGAAAUAAACCAACAUGGGGACCUGAUCCAAGUACCAAACCACCAUGCAGUGCCUGCACAGUUUUUGAUUAAGGAAAACGAACAAUGAUUAUCAUCAUAACCUCAUGCUAAAGAGACGCGGUUAUAAAGUUUCAGGACUAAACCGCUGAACUUGACGACGCCUAGUAAUCUAUGAUCCGGGAGAAUGUGAUUGUUUUGUCCGGCGCCGCGCUCGUAUGUGUGCCUACUGCUUCACAAAACGCCAUCGGGGAAGUGCAUCACUCCCAGCCUUCGACGGAUGAUGGACCGGAAUUACCCGAAUUCCAGUUUCGCAGACCCGCUGGCUCCACCAGCACAGACCGUAGCCUGGGCCUAUGAGCGGAGCACCGCAAGCAUAAAGCCAAGUGCCAGUUAUGGUGCCACACACCUGGAGUCGGAGCUCCUCCAUCGGCAGACCUACGCCUGCACCCAGCUGCCCACCUACACCACUACCCAUCACCCUACAGGUCUGUCGGUGGGGUUUGACUCAGGCACUAACACUACUGAGACCUCUGUCAUGAACUUCCUGUCGGCCAUGGAGUCUAGAGCCCUGCAGCAGGCUGGUCCUGUCGGGGCCUCUCUGCUCCCCCCCUUUAGGACCACCACGUGGCAGACCGGCGCCAACCCCACCACAGAGCUGUUCCUCACCGGUGCCCUUCCUACCGGCGCCACAUUCCCCUACCCUGCCCCCCUCUCCUCUUAUCAGCACCCUAGUGCCUUCCCCUCGCGGAGCUACGCCACCAGCCCCUCCCUGGCCCUCCAGGACCACGCCUUCAGCACCUCCACCAACGGCCUGCUCUCCUCCCACCUCGACCCCUUGCUGCAGCUUAAACCCAGCCAGGCCACGCUACCUACCUCCCUGGCCUUCGACCGCCUCCCCACCCCCUCCCUGGGCACCGCCCUCCCUCCCCAGUCAUCCACAUAUCGCUCGGCCCAGGAGUCGGCCCCCCACCUCCUGCAGCCCCAGUUUGGGCUACUGCCCUUGGCUACCCAGUCAGCCCCCCAGCCUUACGGGGUGCCCGUCUUCUCGGGCUCCAUCGAGAGAGCACUCCAGCGGGAAUGUAGUGUGAUCAAGCACCACCAGAGGCCUUCUAGCAGCAGCCACACUGUCUCGGAGCAGCUGCCUGGCUUGCAGCAUUCCCUGCAGGGCUACCUCGGCUCAGGCAGCGGGCAGGGGGAUGGCUCCUUCCAGCAGGACCCCUCGAGGCAGACCACAGUGCCCUGCAGCACCUCCAUGGGGACGGACUCCUCCCAGGGGGUCAACGGUGCGCAGCAGCCCAAGACGGGUGUGCAAUCUCAGGCCUACCCCUCCAUCCCCUCCCCCUCUGGGUACUGCUCGUCCUCCACGGGUGCCAAGACUAAAGACUGUUCUUCCAAACUGGCCCCAGAUGGCGGACCCCAGUCACAGGGUGGAUCUCCAGAGAGCUACCCCUCCCCAGGGCAGGGGCCUGGGUUGAAGCAUGGUUCAGUGAUUGCCAGCCAACAGACUCAGCCAUACACAUCGGCCCCGCUGCCCAGUCUGCUGUCCACUCUCAGCCACUCUCAGAGUUACAUCACCUCCCAGGCUUACUCCUCUUCCUCCUCAGACCUCCUCAGGCCUUCUCUCUAUAAGACUCUGCCCUCCUUCUCUGGCCAUUCAGGCAAUGUAGCGUCUGUCAGUCAGUCCCUGGUCUACUGCUCCAGCCCUGGGCAGAGCCAGGAGGAUGUGGGCCAGUACGGAGCCCAGGUUCAGGGCCUGUGUCUGGGCAACCCCUCUCAGAGCUCCCCUGCCAGCCACUCUCAGGGUGCCCCUAACGUGAGCUACCUGUCUCAGGGGCAGGCUUCGGUCACUCAGUCUCAGAGCUACGCCACAGGACAAUCCCUCAGCGCCCCCUACCCCUCCGCCAGCGCCCAGAGGUUACCCACAUCAAUAUCGGGCCAGGGCUACACCCCCUUCUCUUCAGCCCCUCCCCUCGCCUUACAGAACAACUGCAGAUCCUCAGUACAGGACCUAAAGCCAGCCUACUGCAAACUGAAACUGGAAGGAGAGAUCCCCAUCGAGGACCUCCAGGCUCUCCAGCAGGUCUCUUUAGAAACCUCCAGCCUGGGGGGCAGUGACAAUGUGGUCUACGUAGUCUCCAAAAUGGAUGACCGUUACAACACUCAGAGUGUGAUCCGGAGCAACUCGCGAGCUGAAGACCAGCUCAUGGGCCCAAAGACUAGGACCAACGCCCAGCUCAUGUCUUCCCAUGAGGAGCUCAAACAGCACUCACUCCUGCUCAAAGGGCCCGAGCCACGGCAACAAAAUCACCAGGCCAACGCCCAGUCUGCCCUGAACCACACCCAGAACCAGUACAUCAGGGUCCCCAACUCUCAGGUUCUACUGGAGCCUAAUCGGGACCAACAGAUGGUCCUGAUCCAACAGCCUCUCAUCCACUGUGGUCUCAACCCUUCCAAGGUGCAGCUGACCCCGGGGUCAGGCCAGAUCCAGUACCUUCACAUGGAGGGAGAUGAUCUGAUCAGCGUUAGCCUUAAUGGCAGCCAGAGCCAGCCUGGGGCAGUAGGACAGAACACCAUCACGGACUCCUCCAUACUGCACCUCUCUUCGCCAAAAGACCCUUACAGCCAGUCGACCAAUCAGCAGCAGUCGCAGGACGCCAAACACCAUUUCGCCCUGAGCUCCAUCUGCUUCCCAGAGUCCAUGCUGCUGGCGGACGAGAGGAACAUCCUGUCCAACGUGGACGACAUCCUGGCUGCCACGGCAGCCGCCUGCGGUGUCACGCCGCAGGACUUUGUCAAAGCCACGUCCGGCGCUGCUGAGGGCGGCAUGCCCGACCCCAAGGGUCAUUUCCAGACUGGGGACACCAGACACCAGUCACCUAGUUUCUCCUCUUCAUCUUCCCAGACCUCAAUCAUCACCAACACUAACUCCCAUAACACCAUGACCCUGACACUCAAUGGCUCUCCUAUGACCUCAGACGGACACCAGUUUCCUAAAGGGGAGGGGCAUCUGGGGCAACAGUACUCAAUGUCACACUCGCACACCACUGUAGUUGACCCCAGGCACGACAUGGGCGCCGACAAGGGUUUGCUACGGAAGCCCGGAGACGAGCCAAACAACAUUUCACCCAAAGGACAGUCUGUUUACCCUAGCAACAGGGCCGAUGGCAACCCCAACGGAGGCCACUCUGAGAAUGAGUACCACCUGGCUGGCCUGGGGUACGACCCCUCAGGGAACCUCAACAGAGGCAAGGCCAAUAAGCAGAACCCCAAAGGGUCCAAAGUCAUCAAGAGAGAAGACGGCCUUGACGAGUGUCCCUCUGACGGCUUUGUCAACCCCAAAAAGAGGGUGCGCUCCAAGGCUUCGGCCAAGCCACCCGUUCCAGAGGAAGAGAACAUCCAACCAAGGAAAAAGACAGUCCAGGCUAAGAGGCAGAACUCCCGGGGCAGCGACCCCACCAGCUCCCCCUCCACCUCGGAGGCGGCCUACGACAGCUACCAGCAGCAGGAGAGGAUGAGGCAGAAGAUCCGUGAGGUGGAGGAGCAACAGCCAGAGGUCAAAACAGGCUUCAUCGGCUCCUUUCUGGACUUCCUCAAGUCAGGUCCCAAACAGCACUUCUCCUCAUCCCCAGUACGGACCCCCAGUCGCUCCCGCAGGCCCUCAGCUUCGUCCAAGCGGCCACUGUGCGCCAUACCGCCUCUACCUCUGAAAAUACAACCUCCAUCAGCCCCGUUGAUAGGCGAUGAGGGCCUUGGGGUUGCGGGGAGCUCUCAGCAGCAGCGUCUGGAGGAAGAGCUCCAGAAGAACCUGGAGACACUGCCAUCGUUCAGCUCGGACGAGGAUGAGAGCAGCGCUGGAAAGAACCAGGCCCUCCAGAACAGCAUCAGCUCAGCCCUGUCGGCCCUGGACGAGCCCUCAGACAGGACACACAAAGCGGACAACAGACUCUCCAACUCUCCCCUGAAGCCAGACCAGGCUCUCAGCAUGUCUCACUCAGCCUCCAAAGCCCAGGAGCAGCAGACGGCUACACCGAAGGAGUCCUCGACAACCGUCUUGUCAUCAUCGGUGACUGGGUCGUCGGGGCAGGAGGGGGCGAAACCGGCGCCCCCAGACCAGCUGGCCGUCCAGCUGACCAGCGUGGCCAUAGAAGGACUGACGGACGAAGAACUGUCGGACAGCGGGGGAGAGGGCAUGUACCGCGAGAGGGACGAGUUUGUGGUCAAAAACGAGGACACCGGGAGCCUGGAGGUGACAUUGACAGCCGGACAGGAACCCCCAGCCAUCUGGAAGGUCCAGAAAGCUCUGCUGCAGAAGUUUGUCCCUGAGCUGAGGGACAGCAAGAGAGUGUUCUCAGCCACUAACAGUUAUCUGGGCUACUUUGGUGACGCUAAGACCAUGUACAGGAGGGUGUAUGUCAAGUUCCUGGACACGGUCAACAAGAAGGAGUACGUCCGAGUCUGCAACCGCAAACCACGCUGCAAGCCCAUGUCCUCCAUGAGAGGCUCUCAGGCGAAGACACUGCUCGGUCUGAAGACUCCUCCCCGCUCAGUGAACUCUGACCCUCUCGCCACGCCCACAUCACAUAAGUCCCAGUCCAAGCCCCGUACCAAGCAGCCCAAGACCAAGGCAGAGCCCCCGCCCAAGAAGAGGAGGAAGUGGAAGGAGUACUCUCCAUCUCCCUCCGAGUCCUCUCCUGAGGAUGAGGCUGAAGAUGAUGAGUUCACUCCUCCAGUGCCGUUUUCCUCUCGGUUCCUCAACACCAGGACCAUGAAGGAGACGUUUAAGAGCUUUGUAGAGCUGCUGAUCAGCGUCGCCCUGGAUGCAGACGUGAUGAGCGCUCUGGAGAGGGAGAACGAUGAGCUGUUGCUGCCCCACAUGAAGAGAGUAGAUGGGAUGAUCUGGGACAACAGGAGACGCCUGCUGCCCAGACUACGAGUGGGACAACUCUUUAAGACUGCGCUGGACAGCUUCCCAGAGAUCUCUGUGGUAACAGAGCUCAACAAGGAUGGGGAGACUCCAGCCUUUAAGGUGCGGCUCAGUGGGAAGGCCUACAACAGGAAGAACAUGAAGCCUUCCAAGUCCCCCAGCAAACUGCCCCUGGAAUACACAGUGGACCAGCAGAAACCACAGUGGUUCUCCCUCUACCAUUCUCUACAGCAUUACAAGUACCACACAUACCUCAUGUGUCAGGAGGAGAUUGCGUCAUUGCGGGUGCAGGCUGGUGACAUGGGGCAGGAGGAGACGGUGCAGCUGUGCAUGAGGAACGGAGCCUGGGUGGAGGGCCUGUUUGACCGCUUCGGAGAGCUCCUCAACCAGGUGCAGCAGGCCUGCCUAUAACACGGACUAAGAGGGAGGGAGAGAGAGAGCUGGAGGGAGAGAGGCCUGCCUGUAGCACAGACUGAGAGAGAGCUGGAGGGAGAGAGGCCUGCCUAUAGCACAGACUAAGAGAGAGAGAGCUGGAGGGAGAGAGGCCUGCCUAUAGCACAGACUAAGAGGGAGAGGGAGAGGGAGAGAGGCCUGCCUAUAGCACAGACUAAGAGAGAGAGAGAGAGAGAGAGCUGGAGGGAGAGAGGCCUGCCUAUUGCAUAGACUAAGAGGGAGAGAGCGAGCUGGAGGGAGAGAGGCCUGCCUAUAGCACAGACAGAGAGAUGGAGGGAUAGAGAGGCCUGCCUAUAGCAUGUAGGGAGAGAGACAGAGUGAAGGACAGAUAGGGGGAGGUCUGCCUAAAACAGAGACUGAGAGAUGGGAAGGGGUCUAUAGUGAAGAGAGAGAGCGAGGGGUGACAGAGAUGUCUUCCUACAGCCCAGAGAGAUGGAAUAAGAGGCCUGCCUAUAGCCUGGCCAGACAAGAGGCAGGGGAGCUAUAAUCAGCUGACAGAGAGCAUCAACCUCCUGCCCUCCUGUUUAAUCUACUAACUGGAUGACCAGAGGUGUCUGGAGAUCAGCGCUGUCACCAUGAUGAGAAGAGGAGGGUCCAGCAUUUCAGCACUACCUGAUUGGUUAGACUCUUCUGAAACCACAGAGUACGAGGACAAUCUGGGUUUUGUAGUAAAAAAUAUAUGUAACUAGCAAACUGCUAGUGGACCUUUUCAUAGACCUAUUUUUCUUAUGUAGUUUUGUAUUCGUUUUGCAAAUCAUGAAAGAUCGCAACCAAUGAGCAUGCACUAGAUAGGCAGAGAUUAGCAUAGGAAAUAGAGGACAGCCAAUCAGAAAGCAGACCCUUGACUACCUACAGCAAACGUUUGGGUUCGAUUCAAUCGAUUGCGCUGAAGAUCAGCGAUGUGGCGUAAUUUUAAAGGUAAAUACUGAUUGAGCCGACAUGCAGAGUUUACAGUGAAGUUUCCACGAACACGGGAACAUCGCUUUUACAUUUCUAUCGUGCUGAGAUCUUCAGCACUACAGAUUGAAUCAAGUCCUUAGUCCGAUAUUUGAUGAGUAAAUGAAGGGGCAGGGGUUAUUAUAUAAAUAUAUAUUCAUAGAUCUAUAUGUAAAACAUGUUUUCUCACAAUGGAUCGCCAAAUUUCUAUACAUAUAAUGUACAUUUUGUAAAAAGAGCAGUUUUGUCACAUUGAUUCUUUCCAGGAAGAAUUUUAUAUAAUAUAGAUACUUAACCUUUUGUGCUUCAAAAAGUCAUUUUCUCAUGACGAGUUGUGGAUCUGAACAGAGUUGGUGCAAUUCUAACACAGCUUUUUGUCUUUUAUUCUAAUGAAAUGCUAUUACCUAACUGCUGUAUCUGAGGUCGAAUGAGAAGAAAACAGAAAAACAGCCUUUAUACUCGUGUUUUUCUUUACAAAUGUACAUUUUAUCUCACUUAUAGAUGUAUUUUUCACAGAAGAACAUUGUGGUCAUAAUUGUUUCUUGUUCAUUACACCUUGCAAUGCACUUUUCAUUGUUUUUCAGAGAAGAUUCCCUAUGCGUUUAUUUCGAUUACAUAUUGUAUACUUAUAUAUAUAUAUCUUAAAGGUCUAAUGCAGCUGUUUUGUCUCCAUAUCAAAUCAUUUCUGGGUAACAGUUAAGUACCUUACUGUGAUUAUUUUCAAUUAAAAUUGUCAAAAUUAUACCAAUGGCUUCUUAGCACAGAGCAAUUUAUCAAUCGAGAAUGUUCCUAGGACUGACUGGGAGUGGUCUGAGUGGGGAAGGGAAAACGAUCUGUUAUUGGUGGAGAGGUUUGGAACUUUGUGUAACCUAGGUUCAAUAAGAAUGAGUCUUAUUGGUCGAACUCAUUUGAGCAGGUCAAAACUCCAUCCCACCAAAAACAGUUGGAAAUAUCAGGCAGUCUUUUCAAACAGCUCUCACACUAAAAGGGCAUUGUCAUCAUUUUCACAAUUUCACAGUAUUAUUUCAACCUCUGUGGAAAUGUAAAACAGAAAAAUCACAUUCUUGACUGCACUGUGCUUUUAAGAUCAUUUUUCUUUAAGGGUUUGCCUCCAUUUUGAACAGAUUUAUGCAGACCGCAUUUGAAUAGUUUUUCUUUUCAAGUGUAGCUGCCGAUUAUUUUUCUGAUGUGAAAAUACAUUUCCUACUAAACAUAGACAUUGAAAUGGUUGAAUGAAUCUGUACGUGUCUGUUUACUUCAAGGUACUGCCAUGUCAUUGAGAUGUCUGUUUACUUCAAGGUACUGCCAUGUCAUUGAGAUGUCUGUUUACUUCAAGGUACUGCCAUGUCAUUGAGAUGUCUGUUUACUUCAAGGUACUGCCAUGUCAUUGAGAUGUCUGUGCAUGUUUAAAACACAGGAUUCAAUCCAUGA